Messenger RNA from Neogale vison (American mink), 4131 nucleotides. RefSeq names its product POU class 6 homeobox 1 (gene POU6F1). Gene Ontology annotation, biological process: regulation of transcription by RNA polymerase II. Gene Ontology annotation, molecular function: DNA-binding transcription factor activity, RNA polymerase II-specific; RNA polymerase II cis-regulatory region sequence-specific DNA binding. The coding region runs from base 325 to 2169 and encodes 614 amino acids. The record is from RefSeq and is a predicted model, not a curated record. The transcript has 11 exons. Lineage: Eukaryota; Metazoa; Chordata; Mammalia; Carnivora; Mustelidae.
CUCCCCCUUCCCGCUUCCCGGCCGCCCCCCCCUCCGCCCAGCGCAGCCCGCGGAGUCCCCUUCGGCUCUGCCCAGCCCGGCCUGGGGGCCCGGGGGUGGCGGUGGGUCCCGACCGGCUCCCGGGCCGAGCCGUGCCCAGCCAAGCCGCACUGGCUUCUUUGUCUGCGGGCGGCGGCCGCCCGGCCCCGGCCCCGGCCCCCUGGCCCGAGCUGUGAGAUGAAUCUCUAAUCGGUGGCCGCCGGGCACCGGGGGCGAAGGCGGCUCGGGCUCGGGCUCCGAUGUGCUAGGUGGGGGCCGGCCCCCACCCGACCCUGACAAGUGACCAUGGAUCCUGGAGCUGGGCCAGAGUCAUCUCUGACUGUCAAUGAGCAGGUCAUCGUGAUGUCAGGCCACGAGACCAUCCGCGUGCUGGAAGUUGGAGUGGAUGCCCAGAUCUCGGCUGAGGAGGAGGGCAAAGGGCUGGAGGGCGUGGCUGCUGAGGGCUCCCAGAACAGAGGCCCUGGUGAAGCCAGUGAACCUGCUGGUGAAGCCGGGCCAGACAACCCAGACUCUUCUGCAGAGGCAACGGUGAAGUCUCUCCCGGGGAUCCCUCCGAGCCCUGCCCCUGCCGUUGCCACCUUCAGCCAAGCCCCGAGCCAGCCUCAGCCAUCCCAGACGCUGGCGCCCCUCGCUGUACAAGCUGCCCCCCAGGUCUUGACUCAGGAAAACUUAGCCACAGUUCUGACAGGAGUUAUGGUUCCAGCAGGGGCAGUUACUCAACCUCUUCUUAUCCCCAUCAGUAUUGCAGGUCAAGUGGCUGGUCAGCAGGGGCUGGCCGUGUGGACAAUUCCUACAGCAACCGUGGCUGCCCUCCCAGGACUGACAGCUGCUUCUCCCACGGGGGGAAUUUUCAAGCCACCUUUAGCCGGUCUGCAAGCAGCUGCCGUGCUGAAUGCCGCGCUCCCGACACCUGUCCAAGCUGUCCCGCCGCAAGCGCCAGCACAGGCCUCGUCGCCCACCCAGCCCCGGCCAGCAGCCCCGCCCCAGACGCUGUUCCAGACCCCACCGCUGCUGCAGACCACACCUGCCAUUCUCCCGCAGCCCCCUGCUGCCACCACGACGGCUCCCACACCCAAGCCGGUGGACAACCCCCCACAGAUCACCGUCCAGCCUGCGGGCUUUGCGCUAAGCCCAGGAAUUAUCAGUGCUGCUUCCCUCGGGGGACAGACCCAGAUCCUAGGCUCCCUCACUACCACUCCGGUCAUUGCCAACGCCAUCCCCAGCAUGCCGGGGAUCAGCAGUCAGAUCCUCACCAACGCUCAGGGACAGGUUAUUGGAGCCUUGCCGUGGGUAGUGAACUCGGCUAGUGUGGCAGCCCCAGCUCCAGCCCCGAGCCUGCAGGUCCAGGCUGUGACCCCCCAGCUGUUGUUGAAUGCCCAGGGCCAGGUGAUUGCGACCCUGGCCAGCAGCCCCCUGCCUCCGCCCGUGGCUGUCCGGAAGGCAAGCACGCCUGAGUCCCCCGCUAAGAGUGAGGUACAGCCCAUCCAGCCCACGCCGGCCGUGCCCCAGCCUGCGGUGGUCAUCACCAGCCCAGCCCCAGCGGCCAAGCCAUCUGCCUCUGCUCCCAUUCCAAUCACCUGCUCUGAGACCCCUACUGUCAGCCAGUUGGUAUCCAAGCCACAUACCCCAAGUCUGGAUGAGGACGGAAUCAACUUGGAAGAGAUCCGGGAGUUUGCCAAGAAUUUUAAGAUCCGACGGCUGUCCCUGGGCCUCACACAGACUCAGGUGGGUCAGGCUCUGACUGCCACAGAAGGCCCGGCCUACAGCCAGUCAGCUAUCUGCCGGUUCGAGAAGCUGGACAUCACACCCAAGAGUGCCCAGAAGCUGAAGCCAGUGCUGGAGAAGUGGCUGAAUGAAGCCGAACUCCGGAACCAGGAAGGACAGCAGAACCUGAUGGAGUUUGUGGGAGGUGAGCCCUCCAAGAAACGCAAACGCCGCACCUCCUUCACCCCCCAGGCCAUAGAGGCUCUGAAUGCCUAUUUCGAGAAGAACCCGCUGCCCACGGGCCAGGAGAUCACCGAGAUUGCUAAGGAGCUCAACUAUGACCGGGAGGUGGUGCGGGUCUGGUUCUGCAAUCGGCGCCAGACACUCAAGAACACCAGCAAGCUGAAUGUCUUUCAGAUCCCUUAGGGCUCAGCCCCAGCCCUGCGUUCCAGCACUUUGUACUUUUUCCUUGGCCCCUGGCUGCAGCCACUGCCGUGACAGCACCUGUCAUCCUGCCGCGUGCAGCUGUGCUUGUCCUGGGUCGUGAGGCUCCACUGUGUGCAUGUGUGUCCACUGCCUCCCUCGGCUCCUCCACGUAUCUCAUAGCAUGGAGAGGGCAGAGGGGCCCGCUGGAGAGCUCCAGGCUCCAGCCGGUCACGCCAGGGGACCCCUCCCUUAAGUGGUGUCACUUAAAGAAGCACUUUGCUAAUGUGGUUUUCCAAGGGUGAAUUCUGGUUGGGAACCAGACACUCUCCAUCCUUGGGGCAGGGCUGCAGCUGCCCCAAAGGAUCCCUGGCCCUUAGCUCUUGUUCUUGAUGGCAUUCUCUCUCCUCGCUGUCUUCCCCUUUGCUCCUGUGUGUAAGUGUGGCAGGUACAGCCGCUUGUCCCGUGGAACCGUGGAACCGCAGCCUCACCUCCCACUCUUUGCCUGUAGGCACACUGUCUCCCCAAAAGGACCCAAGAGGCACAAUUCCGAAAAGUGUGAUGAGCUGCUCAGAAGGUCAGGCUCAGUGUCUGCCUUGCCUUCGAGGUCAGAAGGUUCCCACAACCCUGAGAACAUGGGAUCUCCUUUCCCACUCUCCCUGAUUCCUUUUGAGGGAAAUUGCACUAAAGCAGAACCUUCUCAUUUGUAAUCCAUGUUGGAAGGAAACAGCUUUGAAACUGCAUUCAGACCAACCAAACCUUCCGAGUGUGGUAAGAAUGAGAAAGCAGGCAGGCGCCUUGCCUGCCCCAGCCUCCCAGGAGAGAAUAUGUCUCCCAAGGGGCAGGCUCAAGUUUAAGGUUAUCUAGCCCAUCUGCAUGAGAUGAGGACCUCACCUGUGAGAGACAUGCCUAUCAAGUUUGCAGUAAGAAGAGUUAAUUAUCAGGGUCAGUAAAGGAUUCAGUGGCUUACCCUUCAAUGAAUUAGAGAGAGCCAGGUUUUCACCCUCAAAUGCUUGCAUUCAGAUAUGCUUUCUUUUUUGGGAGAGACAAGUGGGUCACAGCUGGAGCCCAGGGAGUAGCAUAUAAUCCGGGGGUGGGGGUGGCCGGGGAGAUUCAGGAGGAUCCCAUCUGUCCUGGUCUGGGAAAGGAAAAAGAUAAUGAAGUUCUGGUCUAAAUUAGGCCUGGCCAUGCUUUCUCAGCUCCUCCCUUUUCUAAAUCUGUCUUCCCGAGCCUGGGCUAGAAUGAAACCAUUUUCUCCUCUCCAGGAAGGAUGGAUAGGUCUUUCCAAGGGACAGAAUUUUUGCAGGAUGAAUUCCCCAGGCAGGGGUGGGGGGGGCACAGAGUAUCUCUGAUAUGGCCCAAGGCAGAGCUCACAGGCUCCCUGUCUCUGCUCCUGCUCUCCUACUGUCAAGUCCUUGGGGAGCAGGUAUCUACCUGAGGUGGGUCUUCUGCUUUGUUUCUGGUAGCACCACACAAUGAAGGGAAUUUAUAUAACGUUUGUUUUGAAAGCACCUUUCUGGACAGAAGCCAGAGCUUACAGAGGAGAGAGGGCAGAAAUUAUUUAAAUAUCUGCGUGUGGUAUUGUUUGUUUGGUUUUGUUUUAAAUGAAAGAAAAACUGGAACUUUUUCUAUGGCCCGGUGAAUCAGCUGGGGGCUUUGACCCUGCACUCUCCGUGGCAUUGUAUCUAGUGGGAGCCCAGGAAAGAAUAUGGCCAGGUGGAUUGAGGAACACACUUGAAUUUGGAAUGAGAGAGACCCUGACAUUUUUUGUGUCCUUGGACCCGCUCACCUUCCUAUGCCUAGAUUAUAUUUCUGUCUUAUAGGCCAGGCUCUGACACUGAGGUUCUGACUGUCCCCUGACAAGGAGCAAAGCCUGCUGAGGGCUGGAGUGAGGGGUGGGGAGGGGAGAAUGGGGAAGAAGCACUUGAUGUAGUUGUGUGGAAUAAACAGUAUUUUUCUUUUGUA